AUGUCCAAGUAUAAACUACUUAUACAGUCAGCUAGCCAGAUUGUACAGGUUGUAGAUAAUGGAGCAAGGAUGUUAUAUGGUUUAGAUAUGAAACAUAUUGCUGUCUUAGAAUCAACAGAUCAGGGAUACAGUAUAAUCAUAGACAAUGAUGGUAGAAUACAUGAUAUUGACCUUGAUGAUGUUAUUAAUAAGAAAUAUAAAGAAGACACAUUCCACCAUGUAAUUAAUGCCAGGGGUAAAAGUAUAAUUCCAGGUUUCGUUGAUGCUCACACACAUCCGGUUUGGGCUGGUGAUAGAGUUCAUGAAUUUGAAAUGAAGCUUGGUGGCGCAUCGUAUAUGGACGUACACGAAGCUGGUGGUGGAAUCAACUUUACGGUAGAGAAAACCCGAGAAGCUGAUGAAGAAGAACUAUAUUCAUCGUUUGAAAAGCGGUUAAAGUGUAUGAGAGAAGCAGGGACUACUCUAGUAGAAUGUAAAAGUGGUUAUGGGUUAGAUACAGAGAAUGAAAUUAAAAUGUUACAUGUAAUAGAGAGAGGUCGAAGGAACUUUGGUAUCGAUAUAUCGAGUACUUAUUGUGGAGCACAUGCUGUACCAAAGGGUAAAACAGCAGAAGAAGCUACAAAAGAUGUUAUAGACAGCCAGAUACCAGCAAUACAGAAACUCAGAGAUCAGAAAAAACUACAUGUUGAUAAUAUUGAUGUUUUCUGUGAAAAGGGGGUUUUUAAUUUGGACCAAUCUCGUAAUAUUCUCUUGGCAGGGAAAACAAACAGUUUACAAAUAAACUUUCAUGGUGAUGAAUUAUUUCCAUUGCACUCUGCUGAGAUGGGAGCAGAAAUUGAUGCUACAGCUAUUAGUCAUCUGGAAGAAAUAUCUGUAGAGGGAAUGAAGGCUAUGGCUAAAUCUAAAACAAUCGGAGUAAUAUUACCUACCACUGCCUAUAUAUUAAGAUUACCAUUACCUCCAGUACGAUCUCUAAUUGAACAUGGUGUUCCUGUAGCUCUUGGUACUGAUUUCAAUCCUAAUGCUUAUUGUUGUUCUAUGCCUCUUGUAAUGCAUCUAGCAUGUGUAUUGAUGAAGAUGACGCUGACAGAAGCUCUAGUAGCAGCAACUAUUAAUUCAUCUGCAUCAUUAGGAUUGUCACAGGAUCAUGGUUCAAUAGAGAUAGGCAAACUGGGUAAUCUCCUCAUAUUGGACACAACAAAAUGGCAGCAUCUGAUUUACCAACUGGGCUGCCAUGAUCAAGUUAUAGAAUCAGUCAUUUGGCAUGGUGACAUUGUCCAUAGACGACAUGAACGUCAGUGAUACAUUUCCAGUCAAAAUGCAUUACAUGUAUUCAAAUUAACAGCAAUAAAUAAUUGCUUUUAU
Lottia gigantea (owl limpet) is the source of this 1365-nucleotide messenger RNA. RefSeq lists its product as hypothetical. Gene Ontology annotation, molecular function: imidazolonepropionase activity. The record is from RefSeq and is a predicted model, not a curated record. The transcript is spliced from 8 exons. Bases 1 to 1302 code for a protein of 433 amino acids. NCBI's taxonomy places the organism in Eukaryota, Metazoa, Mollusca, Gastropoda, Lottiidae. Gene Ontology annotation, cellular component: cytoplasm.